Molecule: messenger RNA, 2185 nt
Organism: Polyodon spathula (Mississippi paddlefish)
Lineage: Eukaryota; Metazoa; Chordata; Actinopteri; Acipenseriformes; Polyodontidae
Product: leucine-rich repeat-containing protein 15-like
Exons: 2
Coding region: 400-2169 (589 amino acids)
Cellular component (GO): extracellular matrix
Molecular function (GO): protein binding
Source: RefSeq, a predicted model, not a curated record
UAAAUCCCCAUGCUCACAUUAAACACGACUGAGUCUCUUAACUAGUACAAGACAUCGGCUUCAUCUACAGUUGACAGAUACACUCCCCUCUCAACUUAGCGAGGAUGUAGAAAAAUAGACUUCACAUGAAGAGGAUGGGGUUUCAAAGUCUUAUAAAAUUCCCAAGCAGUUAAACUAAUAAAUAAAGAAAUACUUUCAAAUUAUGCAUUCCAGUAAGUGAUAGAUCUCAGCUGUGACAUACACAUAUCCUUGCCGAGUCAUCAAGAAGCUUUAAAAGGCAGAGGGGAGAGACCGCGCUGUGGCACUGGAACCUCACUGCUGCUGAAGUCAUCAGUCUUCUUUAACCUGUGUAAGGGUCUCUACUUCUGAAGCCAGCGCUUUCCCUGAAAGAAAGGCUCAAUGGAGGUGGCAUGCUACAUAUAUUUAUUCAUCGGUCUUCAAGCUGCAUUUUAUGUUCUUGGCUGCCCAGAUGUGUGUAAGUGUUCAAAUCAGUGUGUCACAUGUGAAGGAAAGGCAGUGACGCAGGUUCCUUCAACAUUGCCCUUCGAUACACUUCGACUUGAUCUAAUCGGCACCCAAAUCCCAUCUCUGGAAGCGAGCAUGUUUGAGGACCCUCCUCCAGCUCUUAUUGCACUUAAUGUAAACGGAAAUGAAUUCUCUCACAUCUCACCUGGUGCCUUCGACCGUCUAACUAACCUUCAGUAUCUUAUAUUAAGUUCAAAUCAACUGCAAGAGAUACCUGCUGGGCUGUUAAAUAAGCUUGUGAAUCUUGAGAGACUAAUGCUUUCCAACAAUAAACUGCAGAAAAUUGACUCUGGCCUGUUUGCCACACUCUCUAAACUGAGAGACCUCCAACUCCAAGAAAAUAAACUUAGUGCCAUACCAGAAGGAGCUUUCCACCACCUGGUCAGUCUCCAGAUGCUCCACCUUGGCAGAAACAACAUUACCCACCUUCCAGCCAACAUUUUCAAAACACUGACCAAGCUUAAAACCCUAAAACUUCUAAAUACCCAACUGAGGCAAAUUCCAGCGGGAAGCUUUGAUAACUUAAACCUGGUAGAACUUUAUUUACAAGAUAACCAUAUAGAACAUCUGCACAGUGGUCUGUUUUCCAAGCAGCUGAACUUGAAGAAACUGUACCUAUCUAAUAAUCAAAUAUCUGUGCUGCCUGAAGGAAUCUUCCUUAAUUUGCCUAAUCUCACCAAAUUUACCCUUUUCGAAAAUCAAUUGACAGAUCUCCCCAGUGGCGUAUUUGGUCCCAUGCCCCACCUCAGGGAUCUUUGGCUAUAUGACAACAAAUUAGUUCGUAUUUCAGACAACGUGUUUAGCAACUUAACCAAUUUGGAACUACUGAUCUUGAGCAGAAACCACAUCAGCAGCAUCUCCAAAGACGCAUUCAGCGGAUUGACCAAACUUGCUGAAGUGUCUCUGCACACUAACAAGCUGACCAGCUUGGAUGAAGGCACAUUCCGAGGCAUGGACAAGCUCCAGAACAUCUCUCUCCAAAACAAUCACUUGCGGUCAUUGCCACGAAACCUAUUCAGAAACCUUUCUAAAUUAACGGAGGUCCAGCUUCAAAAUAAUUCCAUUGAGAGCCUUCCACAGGAGCUGCUGGACUCCUUUGAGCCACUGGCCAAAGUGAAUCUCUGCGAUAACCCCUGGAAGUGUGAUGAGAAUAUUGUUCCUCUCAGAAACUGGAUGAUAUCGCACCAGUCCAAGGUAAUCAAUAUCAGCCAAGUUACAUGCUAUAGCCCUCAUUCCCUGAGGGGUAUUCUUAUUACAAGUUUAACAGAUGACCAGUUGAAGACAAGCCAGGAAGAACAUAUCACUAACACAGAAGGGACUACAAUCCAAGAUACCACUAGAGACACGAGUCGCAGUGUGACAUGCACCUCUUUCCACCCACAGAAAACCAAUUCCUUUCCCACUUUUAAAACCUACCCCUCUCCCUCACUGAAAACUACACCCACCACCUCAAACAGAGGUGAAGACACAAAGGAUGAACAUGGGCAGAAUAAGAGCCUCAAGAAAGAGGUUCUGAUCACAAUCAUUGUGCUGGUCUGUACCGUUAUCAUCUCUGCUGUGAUCAUCUACAUAGCAUGCCGGAGUAACAAAAGACGCUCUAGUGCCGAAUUAACACAGGUGACCAAAAGGAAUGCAGUCAUUUAAUAUAUAUAUAUAUAUA